AGCUUUGCGUUUUGGCCGCAUGAAGUCACUAAAAUCAAUUUGGGGUUCACUAGUCACUCCUGUAAACCUUUAAUUAACCUGCAUGUCAUUUUCUGUGAGUGUUCUUCGUUAAUAUAAACAAAAUGGUUUAGAACUGUAUGAAACGCUACGAAAAUCGCACCCUUUGUUUGUCCGUUAAAUUACUAAUUUUCAUCGCCUAUUAUCAUGUGGAAGUGUCACAAAUGCGGGAAACCCGUUUAUUUCGCUGAACGUAAACAGUCAUUGGGAUAUGAUUGGCAUCCGGAAUGUUUGCGAUGUGAAGAAUGUGGAAAACGAUUGAAUCCUGGCCAACAUGCAGAGCACAAAGGUGUACCCUAUUGUCAUGUUCCUUGUUAUGGAGCAUUAUUUGGACCUCAACUAUUUGGUCAUGGAACAAGAGUAGAAUCACAUACUAGCUUUGGAAAAAAAGAAAGUCGACCAUCAUUACCAAGAUCACAUUUGGAAUCAAAGUUGAAAGUUUUCAACCAGUAUUAUGAAGGUAAAAGUGGGGGAAUUCGAAGCCGUGAGGUUAAUGGAAGAUUGGUAUUAGAAGGUGCAUUAAGAAUUUAUUGGGGAGUUCGUGGAGUGAUUCAUCUGAAGGAAGAUGACGAUCAACGUACAGUAGUUACAGCACGGAACAGAAAUUCAUGUAGGCACAGUGUUUCUGAGGAUAUUGAAGAUGAGGAUAAAAUAGACGAACUGUCUAAGAAUCCAUCAGACAGUAAUAUGGAGAAUAAUGCAAAGUCCGUCCCGAUGUCUCCUGAUCAUUUGAAAAGUCUCACUCUGCCUAUGAAACUGGAUGUCAAGACUAUGGAAUGGGACGAACUGGAUGAGUUGCUACAGGUCGAACGUAAAGUCGAAGAUGGAAACAAAUUGUAUCAAACUAUGCCCGAGAAUCUCCCGUCGAUAAGUUCGCAGUCCAGUAUGGACACACCACCACUCUCAUCUCAGUCGAGCCUCGAUCGAUCUGAUUCUCGCGAAAAUUCAGAUACAAGCAGUCCAAAUCAUCAAUCGGCUAGCCGGGAUAACGACAGUAGUAUGAACAGCACGCCGACACACAGCAUAGGUAGUUCUUCCAGUACAGACACACCUGUCAAUUUAGGAGCUAAUCGAAACGGUACGCUUCGAAGAGUAGAGUACUUUGACAACUUGGAGAAAGGUAGUGCCGUUGGCGGCAGUAGAUCUAUCGACACUGACGACAGUUGGAUCGAAAAGGGUUUGAACCGAUCUCUGUCAGGUCCCGACUGUCUUCAGAGACACAGAACGGACAGCGACACGGAUUCAGUAAACUCCUUGCAAUUUAGGGAAGAUGAUAACAUGACUAUGUCCACGGACAGUGGAUUAGAGCUGGACGGUGUCGUUUUACGCCGUAAACAAGGUUCCACCGCGAUCAGACGACGACCAGGCGGUAAACGUCAGUCUCGCAGUCGACUACGACGCCGUUGUUCGAUCAAUGGUCACUUUUACAAUCGAGAGACCAGUUUUUUCACUCCGCCUCACGGCUCGCAAAUGUCUGUCUGGGUAACGAGCCUAGUAAAUACCCAGGAAGUAAUCAAUCUUAUGUUGGACAAAUACAAAGUUGACGCCAAGUCCGAUAAUUUUGCAUUAUUUGUGGUGCGCGACAAUGGUGAGCAAAGGAGGUUAAGAGACGACGAGUAUCCUUUAGAAGUGAGAGUGAUCUUGGGUCCGCACGAGAACGUUGCUCGACUGUUCCUGGUCGAUAAAUUGUCUACACCUGAGAUCAGCUCGGACGUCGCACAAUUUCUCAAUCUGUCUCUAGCGGAAUGCCACGGCAUAUUGCAGCGCUACCACUACGAGGAAGAACGUCAGAUUGUUCUCUUGAGAGAGAAAUAUAAAGAAAUGCGAAGAAGAAUAAAGCAAAGAAUGGAGGAGCUGAAAGUCCGUUUGUAAGUGGAAUCUCGAGUAAACAUGUGGAUGUUUACGCAAUUAUUUUUAUAUCGAUAGAACGUUCUCAAUGGCGUUCAUUGUAAGAUAUUCAUGCGGCAAAAAUCUACAAAACGCGUACCGAGACAAGGGUACGUAUCUCUUGCAGCGGUGAAACAUACGAUAUAAAGCAUUUUUGAAAGUGGCGAAAUAACCAAGUACGCUAGAAUAUCAUCUAAUAUCAUCUAAUAUCGUCUAAUAUCAUAUCCGCCUGAUUUUAGCUUAAUUUGUAGCUUGAUGCUUCGUUGUUAAAUUCAUUUACUGUAUUCGUUUGGAGUCUGUUGCAUUUAUCUUUAACCGUUAUACGGAAAUGCUAUUAAAUAAUAUACUUUAGUCGGACGAGGAGAAUCGAAUCUCUAGUGAUUCUGUGAAUUUAUUUUUGUUUAUCAAAUCGGAGAUAAUAUGUGAUGCAUAUAAUAGGAAAUAUGUUAUUCUUGUAGUCCCCACCAUAACUUUCCGAACGAUUGAAAAAUUAACAAGAAGCAGGAACACAUCUUCAAUUCGUUUCGCAACACAGGCGAGACAAAUUGAGGACUCGAACUAUGUUAGUACGAGGUAGUUAUCGAUUAUAUAUUGAUAUUGAAAUUAUAUAACGACGGAGAAUUAUUCGGUACUUUGAAUGUUGUUCAUAAUCGAUCAUACUCACGACGAAUAGGACGUUGUGUUUCAUUGUAAUUUUUCAGCAUUCCGAUAUCUUGACGAAGUGAUAAAAGUAAGCAAUGAGAAGGUAUUUUUCUAUCGGCUUUUUAGAGGGGAUCCUUUUAUCGAACAAGAGGUCACUUUAAUCGAAUAGAGAUCGAUAAUAAUAAUAAUAACUGUUACGAAUUUGAAGUCUUCUAUCCUUUGCAUGUCAACGUGGCCCAGAUAAGUGGACACAGCCUGUGCACAAUUGUUGUCAGAUAUUCUGAUACCGCAGUCCGAGACUAUUGUUGGGCGAAACAAAUUGCAGGGCAAAACAAAAUGCCGCCGAUGCAGCAGCAAUUAAUCGCCGGAACACCGCACGCGUCGCGUCAAUGGAAUCGCCGUUUCAAGCUAGUCAUGUUUCACGCUUAGUCACUGAUAUCGAUUGUCCAUCGCAUUUUCAACUAGAGGCCAAACGAAGCGACGUACACUGAGCCACGUUUACGUACAUUACGAGAUAUAUGUAUAUGUAUAUGUAUACGCUUUCGAUCUGCCAGUUUAGAACAAUAAAUACGCGACACGUCACGGUGUAAUAAAGAUAUAUUGAUAUAACGCAGGUAUUUAGAAUACAUGUGCAUGCUUGGGCUUUCACCGUGUAUAUUAUACAGUGUUAUUAUACAGGGUGUCCCACGCAAGACGGCGCGUAAUCAUUCGAGCGCAAGUAAAACUGGUUAGACUGAAAAAGUCCUGUUCCACUUUUAAAACAAUUACAUAAAAUAUCGAAUUAUUAUUGAAAGAAGAUUGACGAGCCAGCAUGCGCGACGCAUGUGGGACGGUGAAGUCGCAUAGAAAGUGAUUGAUUAUUUCUUAGCAGCGAUCAGUAUUGGAUGCUACGACCAACCAUUGUUUACGCGUCGUCGCGGAAGUUUUUAUACACCUUGCAUACAUAUACACACAUAUAGGCUGUACGAAAAGUUUCGGGACGGCGAAAUAUCUCGGACAAUGUAAAUUUUAUAUAUAAAAAAAAAAUUCAAGUAAAAGUUGUAGAGUUUGAGAAGAUCUAUUUACCUCAAUUAAAGUUUGACCCAGAGCGGCGUUGCCAAAGUCAAGAUCACCUUGAAUGUUCUAAAAUAAGGAAUCCUCUAUUUUACAUAUUCUUAUAACCCUUUUAUAUUAUCACUCGUAUUAUACUAUAUGGUGCUUUGAUGAGGGUGCGUAUCAGUUACUUGAAAUAUUGGUAUUUACUGGGUGCGGACCAAUUGUUUAGAUACAAGAAUGAUCUCAAAUUAGUUAAUCGCCAUCAGCAUUAGCAUUGCCCGAUGUACCUCGCGAGGAAGCUGCUUGAUUCGACUUUGCACAUCACGUAAUCAGCUCUUAGAAGGGCUGUUCGUACGGGAUAUGUAGGAUGAGAGUCAGACUGAGACUGAAUAGUGCACAAGCGAAUAGUGGGGGGCAAGCUGAUUAUCACCCUCUCCUCAUACUUCCAUCAUAUCCUACUCCUACUUUACCCCAUACUCCACACACAUUACCUAUCAUCCUCUUCUCCAUACACUAUAAUACGAUAAUAGAGAAAUCUCUGCUUAUUUAAUUUGGGUGAAGCUAUAUCUCAUUAUAAAAAAGCUCGACAACUUUGAGACAGCUGCUCCAAAAAGGAUAAAAUUAUAAUACUUUGGAAAGGUCCCAAAAGAAGAAUGUACAAUAAAAAAAAUAGGGUGUUCCACUUAAGAAAGCUCAAAGCAAUCUUGACUUGAAUUUAGCGACGCUGUUCAAGGUUAAACUGAUAAGGCCAAUAAAUUUAAACCCUACGACUUUUGUUCGAGACAUUUUUCUAUAGAACUUCUUUUUUCGAGACAUUUUGUCGUCCCAGAAUUUUUUAUACGUCCUAUACAUACACAUAUAGGGUAUCUUAUAAAAAUAGGGAGUUCUACUUAAAAAAGUUUAAAGCAAUCUCGACCUGAAUUUAGCGACGCCAUUCGAGAUCAAACUGAUAAGGCCAAUAAAUAUAAACCCUACGACUUUUGUUCGAGACAUUUUUUUAUAGAACUUUUUUUCGAGACAUUUUGCAGUCCUGGAAUUUUUUAUAUGUCCCGUAUAUACAUAUAUAAAGUAUCCUAAGAUUGACGCCCACUGCGAGAAUACUGUGCAAUUUUCCGUACCAGAGAAUGUAAUUAUCUCCUUUGGUAAAAUUUCUUUCGAACGAUAAUUUUUAAGUAAAAGUACUUGUUUCGUAAAGUUCAUGCAUCCUAUAUUAUGUGUGGAUCAAGAAUAAUAUAUCUUUUGCAGUCGCCGACAUGACGACUUAUAUUGGAUAUGUAAUCUUGUAUUUUGCUAAAAACUUUACAAAAAUUUUCCAAGGAUUUUACAAAAGAUUAUACAACUAUUCAAGACAAUAUGGAUACAUGCGAUCGUGUUGCAAAACACGAUGAAUUAUGGAAUAGCAUAUAAUUCACAUGUGCUGUGGAUAAACUGACGAAAUGAUACAAUUGAUUCUCAGCUUUCUGACUCUGUCAUUGAAAUUUCUUAAACUUCUUUUGCCACAACCAUCCACGUUUUGUCCAUGUGCAGUAUAUUUCCGGCAAAUGCUUCCGUUGCCUUUUCUCCGUAUAGCCGAGUCUUUAAAUAUUAAAUAAUGUUUCUCUUAAAAUGAUGGUAAUAUUCAGAUAUUACGCACGUGUGGGUUCGUGAUAAAUUUUUUGCAAAAUGCGAGAAAAAUGGUUUGUCUCGCACGAUGACUUGCGAUUCCGUUAUUUGCGAGCGCAUACUGCCCUUGAUUCACGCGCAACUUACAACUCUGAAAUUCGUGGAAUUUUAAAUUGCUCAUUUAAAACUAUUGUUCGCAUGUAACUUUGCCGUAGGAAAAAGUUGCGUUUUCUGAUACAGAAAAUCGCACACGAGGUGCACUCCGUGAGUGCGAAUUUCAGGAUACCCUCUGCGUGUGCGUGUGCGUGUGCGUGUAUAUGUGAGUACGCGCGUGCGCAUGUGCAAACAAAAAGCGAAACAAACAAUACAAGAAAAACAAACGAAAAAGAGGAAAGAUAUAUAUUAAAGGAUAUAAUAAUCGUUAGAUCAUAGGCAGCUUUUGCUCUAACAGUAAGGAAAAUGUAAUCGUGUAAUCAUAUAUUAAUUAACAGAACAAAUCACGUUCAUUGGGACGUGUAACGUGGGUUAGAGUAAACUUUCCAAUUCGCCCUGAUUAACCUUUUUCUAUUGCUGAUAUACAUGAAUAAAUAAAAGAAAUAUUAACGAAUAUAAUAGAUAGGGUAGGUAGGGAAAUAGAUACGCGAGCGUACAUAUUUUUCCGUGCGCCGAUUAUGGCUCAGUUUCACUUGGCGAUCGCGUCAUUCUAUUCUUGUUUUUCAAUGGACAUUAGAAACAGAAUGACGUUCACCUACGCCGACGCGAUUGCCAAGUAGAAUUUAGCCUCUGACAGAUGUAACAGAUGAAAAUACUCCGUAACCAUGACAUUAUUGAGGGCACGUUUUAGGUGAAAGAGAUACGAAAUCGAGAUUAAAUGUUCGAGUAUUAAGCAUAUUGUAAAAGAAAGAAACUGAUCGAACCGAGAAGGAAUUAUGUAGUACCGUUGAAACAAAAAAUUAAUGAAA
Molecule: messenger RNA, 6185 nt
Organism: Harpegnathos saltator (Jerdon's jumping ant)
Lineage: Eukaryota; Metazoa; Arthropoda; Insecta; Hymenoptera; Formicidae
Gene: Rassf
Product: Ras association family member
Exons: 10
Coding region: 205-1929 (574 amino acids)
Biological process (GO): signal transduction
Source: RefSeq, a predicted model, not a curated record